AUCAAUGUUUCCAUACAGAGCAUAGGAAGGAACCUGUUUUUGUUUUUUUUCUCUGUACAUUAUUUAAUCUUCAGUGGGCUGUGAGCUUUAUCAGGAGAUGUUGCCUCAUUUUCUAAUUUACUGUUUGCUGAAACCUUCAGCCUGAUAAUUAAUGUAUGAGGGAAAAUGCUCUCAGUAUUAUUACAAUGUGUUCAGCCAGUAGAUUGGAGGCUGUGGUUAAAUUAAAUGUUUUACUUUUGGGUGAAAAGCUUUAACUAAAAUCAUAAUCUUUCUUUAUGUCUGACUGUUGAGAAUGUGAAACGGCAUGACUAACUCUUCACAGGUUUUUUUUUUUUCUUUCACUGCUUAUAUCAACUCCUGGGGUUUGACCUAUUUGUAUUUCACUGUCAUCUUGAUUUUGUAUGCCUUCAUAGUCUUCUCUAACGUCCUGCUCAUUGUUGUGAUCUGUUCAAACAGGAGCUUACAUGAACCCAUGUACAUGUUUCUCUGCAGCCUGUUUGUCAAUGAACUGUAUGGCAGCUCAGGCUUGUUUCCCUUCUUGCUGGUUCAGAUCCUCUCAAAUGUCCACAUUAUUUCUGCUCCGCUCUGCUUCCUUCAGGUUUUUAUGGUCCAUUCUUACGGGGCAGUUGAAUUUUUAAACUUAGCAGUUGUCUCGUAUGACCGUUACCUCGCUAUCUGUUACCCUCUGCAGUACAACAACAAAAUGACACCCAAAAAGAUUGCCGUACUGAUUGCUGUAGCCUGGUUGUAUCCACUUAUUAUUGUCUCCUACAUUAUGCCUCUGCUACUGGUGAAGCUGUGUGGGAACCAGAUAAACAAAGUGUACUGUGAUGUUCAUUCUGUGGUUAAACUGGCCUGUACGGAAAGGGCCAUCACGAACAUUUUUGGACUCACUGCUACAUUCAGUACUAUCUUGGUCUCGUUGCUUCUGAUUCUAUACACCUACAUCAAGAUCCUUGUUGUGUGUUUCUCUGGAUCCAAACAAACCCGUCAGAAAGCCUUGAACACCUGUACACCUCACCUGGCCUCCAUCUUGAACUUUUCCUUCGCUGGUAGCUUUGAGAUCUCUCAGAGCAGAUUCAACAUGAGCUUCCUGCCAAAUUUUCUGCGUAUUUUCCUCUCGCUUUACUUCCUAACUGCACAGCCUCUUUUUAACCCACUGAUGUAUGGCCUGAAGAUGUCUAAAAUAAGAAAUGCUUGUAAAACUCUAGUUCUGAAUGUAAACCAGUGACACAAAUGUAUUGUAUUUACACAACAUUAACCUAUAGUAGCAAAGAAAAGGAAUCUUUGUAGACCCAGACCAGACAAAUAACCAAUUAUUUUAUUACUCUUUAAGAAGCAUUUUGUUCAAAAGGAUCAAAAUAGUAUAUGAAAACCAUAUUUUUACAAAGUGAGUCUCAGUUAAAGGUUAUUUGGACCAAAAAAAGAUGGUGAAGAAAGUCCACUCAUUUUGAUGCUUCAUGCUGGAGGAUUUUUUCAUGGGUUCAAAAUUGCUUUUGAUUUCUUUUUAUAGGUUUUCUGAUGCAUCUAUAUUGUUAAAAAAAAAGAAUUUCGAUCUUUUUGAUGGUGUAGAUAUGAGUGGAAAAAGAAAUUAGAAUAAAGAAGGAACUUCCUGGAGAAGCAUUAGUUUCCUCUGGCUGCUCUCUUUUUAAUAAACCCUGAAGAUUUUUAGCCUUAUUUAAAGUGUGACAAAAGAAAGUUUUGAUGUUUAUAAACCAAGAUUUUGCUUAGAUCUGCUAAAACACUAGGGGGCCGAAAAGAAGUACAUACAGUCUAAUGCAACCUUAUUUAUACAA
Molecule: messenger RNA, 1796 nt
Organism: Cyprinodon tularosa
Lineage: Eukaryota; Metazoa; Chordata; Actinopteri; Cyprinodontiformes; Cyprinodontidae
Product: olfactory receptor 142-like
Exons: 1
Coding region: 305-1231 (308 amino acids)
Biological process (GO): G protein-coupled receptor signaling pathway
Cellular component (GO): membrane
Molecular function (GO): olfactory receptor activity; G protein-coupled receptor activity
Source: RefSeq, a predicted model, not a curated record